AUGUCCUUCUCCCACGCAAGCUUCAUGCAGCCGGAACAGUUCCUCCAAUCCUCUGUCGAGGAUGUCAGGGCGAAGGUUCAGGACCUCCAGGCCCAGGCGCCCCACCAUGAAUCCUAUUGGCAGUAUCAGGCAGAUCAUGCGGGAGUGGAUUUGGGGAAUAUCGAAUCACGCACCGACAUCAACGAAGACACGAUCCACGGUCCGCUCUUCGCUUCGCAACUCGGAAACUUCUCAGUCUUCGAACCGGGUCUGGAGAGUGCAUCCUUCUACGACCCGAAUUCCGAUUCCUUCGGCUGCCAGGGAAAUAACGUUCUAUCGUAUGCUGCGGUUAAUGGACACCACAGCGGCCUGGCACUUCCGCCGAAUCCUUUCAAUCAUCAUGGAUCUGCGGAUCAUUGCUCCGAUGCGGCUCACUGGCUGUCCGUAGCCGCCGCACCAGGAGUGCCAGUCCAUCAGACGAUGCUCCCCGACCAUAAUGAGGCGACCAAAGUGACUGCACCAGAUUCGGCAGCUUUUCAGCCUGCCGCGUCGGGUCACUCUACCUGGUGGAACAGUUCCAGCACUGAGCCCUACUCUUAUCAGCUGCCAAACUGGGGAUGGCCUACAUAUGCUGCUCCGGCUACAAGCGGCUUGGCUGGUUCAGGUUUGUAUCUUGGCGUAGGCUUACUCGGCCCUUCACUCAGCAUACCGCCCGCGACUUUGCAUGGCCAGAAUUCUUUCGAGCGCUCAAUAUACCGCAAGAGCUUCUCCGAUUCUAAUAAGGCAUAUGGCCAGGAAACAGCAUCGACUGAAGAAAAAGGUGUCGAUAAUACCACGCCGGAAAACCCUUUGCCGUCAGAUACACAGCGCACCGGCUGGAAUGGAGCCAUGGAACUGCAUACCUGUGGCGAGUGCCACGAAACCUUCUCUACUGGUGGGAAUUUGCAGGAGCAUGCGCUGCAACAGGCGCACGAAGCCUACACUUGCCGCAUAGAGGGGUGUUCGUCAGCAUUUCAAUCCCAUAGGGGCCUCGCGGCGCACCUCAAGACGCACGCAGCAUAUGCUUGCUCAGAGGAGGGAUGUACAUCAACGUUCUCCAGGUCCGAUGUGUAUCAACGCCACCAGACAACCCACUUGCGUGGAACUCCGCGCUUUCCGUGUCUAUACUGCAAGAGACACCGCGGUAAGGAGGGCUUUAGGCGCAAGGACCACCUCACACAACAUUUGCGUAAUUACCACCAUAUUGACGAGGAUGAUGGAUGGGGCAGGUACCGGGAGUCAUGCCAGCACGAAGGUUGUCCCGAGUAUAGGGGUGACCUAGAUGAGUGGUCCAGGGAACAUGCCUUCAAGAAGUUCGCCAAGUACAUUACGCACAUGCGAAAGGUCCACGACGAGUCCGAGUUCCCAUGCCCAGCGCCGGGCUGCGAGAGGGUGAACGGCAAGGGGUAUUUCCGAGAGUGUGACCUUGCUAAACACCAGCGCAAACAACACCCGGAGAUGGCCGAGGACAACCAGGCUUGA
Messenger RNA from Coniosporium apollinis CBS 100218, 1500 nucleotides. RefSeq lists its product as uncharacterized. Bases 1 to 1500 code for a protein of 499 amino acids. The record is from RefSeq and is a predicted model, not a curated record. NCBI's taxonomy places the organism in Eukaryota, Fungi, Ascomycota, Dothideomycetes. Gene Ontology annotation, biological process: regulation of transcription by RNA polymerase II. The transcript is spliced from 4 exons. Gene Ontology annotation, cellular component: nucleus.